AUGAGGCUGCAGGAUGGUUUUGUUUUUGGGACUGUUCAUUCUGGCUUUGGCUUCAAUGGGGAUGAGGUCCAGGAAAUCGGUCCUAACUUGUAUUUUUCUGGGCUUUGUGAUCCUGCUGUACUCGAGGAAAUUAAAGGUCUUGCCACAGAGAUGUUGUCCAUGCAAUUCGGAGCCUCUGUUGUGUCAGCAGUAGAGACUCUUGGUGCAUUGCUUGGAAGCUGCCACUCCUCAUUUUUAGUUGGUGGGAUUGAUUUUUCGGGUACCCAUUUGCUAGCUUUGGGUGGAGGGAGCAAAGUUGGAACUGCAAAACCAUACAACUACACAACUAUCGGUCUUGGGGCAGAAACAGCUCUUGCAGUUCUCAUUGCACGAUUCCUGCCCGGGAUGAGUGUUAAAGAUGCGAAGAGUGCUGUGAUGCAGGCCCUUUUUCGUGUGAUAGUCGAAUCCAACGACUCCACACUGAAUGGGUCUGUCUUCAUUAUUGGUUUAGACUCACUUGUUCUUAGUUUGAACUGUGUUUUUAGACAUGGUCGUGGUGACAGCUCCAAAGAGUUUUUUUUCCUUAGUGACAUUCCUGGAGAGGGCACAGCUGCUACUGAUGCUGCUGGUUCUGAUGCGACACAAGAGGAAGGAAAGGUUUAAUUGAAGAACUGGCCUGAUAGUUAUGCUGGGGAGACUUGUCGAGAGAUGCUCAACAGUUCCUGUGUAAUUGAAGAACUGGCCUGAUAGUUAUGCCGGAUGGUCUUGGAUGUUUUAGAAUUUGCUUGUGUCUUAAAUCUUAAGUUUAUAUCUUCCCCUAGAACUGCUUCCUGAGUUUUUUUUUUUGUAAUUCUAUUCUCUUGUCUGCAUCUCCUUUGAUUUCAUUUGUGUUUGUUCUAAACCUUAAAACAUUUUUAAGGUUCAGUUCUCCACCUCUGAACAUGGAAGUAUUUGAUAAAAUGUCCCUACGUUUUUAGCAGAUGCUCGGUCUCAACUUCAAUAUGGUUUUCAAUUCUUCUGUCGUUUUUAGUAGAUACUUCCGGUCUUGGCGUCUACAAGGUUUUCAAUUGUUUUCCGCACACACUCGUUCUUAACUUCUACAGGGUUUUCAUUUUUGUGUCGUUUUCAGUAAGUUUUCAAUUGUGUGUCGUUUUCAGCAGGCAGAUACUCUCGAUCUUCUACUCUUAACAUGGCUUUUUCAAUUCUUGUGUGUGGAUUGCUCUACACCUUAUUUUAGUGGUUUUCAAGGUUUUGGCGUCUACAAGGUUUUCAAUUGUUUUCUGCACGCACUCGGUCUUAACUUCUAAAGGGUUUUCAUUUUUGUGUCAUUUUCAGCAAGUUUUCAAUUGUGUGUCGUUUUCAGCAGGCCGAUACUCUCGGUCUUCUACUCUUGACAUGGAUUUUUCAAUUCGUGUGUGUGGAUUGCUCUACACCUUAUUUUAGUGGUUUUCAAGGUUUUGGCGUCUACAAGUUUUUCAAUUGUUUUCCGCACACACUCGGUCUUAACUUCUAAAGGGUUUUCAUUUUUGUGUCGUUUUCAGCAAGUUUUCAAUUGUGUGUCGUUUUCAGCAGGCCGAUACUCUCGGUCUUCUACCCUUAACAUGGCUUUUUCAAUUCUUCUGUGUGGAUUGCUCCACACAUUAUUUUAGUGGUUUGAGAUGAUGUGCUGGGAGUGAUUAUAUAUACCCUUGUGUGGCCCUCCUAUGAGCUAUAAGGAGAAUUAGCGUAGGAGUGACUGCUUUCUGGGACUCGCUUCCAUCUACCACCCGCUUGCUUCCCUCGUGUGCCCAGUUUGAUCUAUAUUUGUCUCGUAAACCUUAGUUUUUCAUUUUAAUCA
This is a messenger RNA of Rosa rugosa (rugosa rose), 1816 nucleotides long. RefSeq lists its product as uncharacterized. Gene Ontology annotation, cellular component: proteasome core complex. The record is from RefSeq and is a predicted model, not a curated record. The transcript has 5 exons. Lineage: Eukaryota; Viridiplantae; Streptophyta; Magnoliopsida; Rosales; Rosaceae. Bases 1 to 642 code for a protein of 213 amino acids.